Molecule: messenger RNA, 3003 nt
Organism: Aplosporella prunicola CBS 121167
Lineage: Eukaryota; Fungi; Ascomycota; Dothideomycetes; Botryosphaeriales; Aplosporellaceae
Exons: 1
Coding region: 1-3003 (1000 amino acids)
Biological process (GO): transmembrane transport
Cellular component (GO): membrane
Molecular function (GO): ABC-type transporter activity; ATP hydrolysis activity; ATP binding
Source: RefSeq, a predicted model, not a curated record
AUGGAGUCCCCCUCGAGCGGGUGGCGGGCUCUGCACUUGUUCCAUCAAGUCACGCCCCUGCUAUUAGUAGCUUACUACACGGUAGCUCUAAUCUUUGAUGUCGCGAUCCGCAUGCCGCCAAAGGAAGGAGCUGUCAGCCGGCGCUGGUACAGGGCCGCCGUCUCUCUCAUUGUCCUUGUCAUAGCUUCAUAUGCUGCUGAGGCUGCUGUAUACAUAGUACACAGCCUCAUGCAUCAGGGCUGGUGGGCUGGUCAACACAAUGUCAUCUUCAUCAUGGCCUCCAUCCUCGUCUGGGGCAGCAUGUCACUUAUUCUCGUAGACUCCGCAACUCCGCGAUGGCUACCGUAUAUUGGCACGUGGAUUUUGGGUCUGGCCCUGGAAUCCGUGAUGUUCUCCCUUUUGAUUGCGACUCGACCCCCGAGGGACAACUUUGAGGAUUCUCGAUUGGUUAUUAUUGUCUUACGGCUUGUUCUCCUCGUUUUGUUGUCAAUCACUGGGGUUGUUAUGAUCUUUACCGGCAAGAUGAGCACCAUAGCCGUGGAUGAAGAGAGCCAGCCAUUGCUAGAAGAUGGCGCCAAUGGCACGACCGCGCCGUCAUCAAACGGGACCGCAUACGGCUCGAUCGCAGCCGAGGAUUCGAAGCUUCCAAAGACCAGCGAAAGAGAGGAAAGUGAAGAGUCGGAAGUCCCAGAAGAUCAAGACAAGGAUCUCAAGGAGCGGCAACGGAAGCGACUACUCGAGCAAGGAGGUUGGUGGGGCUACCUGAAGGGUUUUUUCAUCUUUCUCCCCAUGAUAUGGCCAGCGAAAAACCGAAGGAUGCAGUUUUAUGUUUGCCUCAUGCUGCUUUGCAUCGCCGCGCAGCGAGCCCUCAAUAUGCUUAUUCCACGGCAAAUGGGUAUCAUCACCAAUGAGCUCAUGGAAGAUUACGGCACCCAUCAGCUACCCUGGAAGCCGAUACUCCUGUGGAUCGGGCUGCGUUUCCUUGGCUCCCAAGCCGGUAUCGAAGGUCUUCAAUCUUUGGUCUCGACGCUCCUCGAACAAUUUUCGUACGCUCAGAUCACGGCGGCAGCUUUUCGACAUGUCAUGAAUCUUUCUAUGGAUUUCCAUACGGAAAAAAAUUCUGGCGAGUUGCUCAAAGCUGUGGAGCAGGGCCAUUCGCUCACGUCUCUGAUGGAAUACGUCUUCUUCGACACGGCACCUCUUUUCCUAGACCUCUUCCUGGCAUUUAUCUAUCUCUAUAACCUUUUCGACGCUUAUCUCGCCUUUACAGUUAUUGUCGUGGCGGUCACGUAUCUCUGGACCACUGUCAAGCUCACAACUUGGAACCGAGAGGGGCGACGGUUAUUUAUUGAAAAGUACUUGAAGGAGAACAAAAUCAUGUACGAAUCGGUCAGCAACUGGCAGACGGUGGCCUACUUCAACCGGAACGAAUUUGAGCAAAAACGGCUAGGAGACGCGGUGAACGACCAUAUCGACGCGUACGUGCGGUACAAUAUUACCUACAACCUGAUAUUUGCUGUGCAGGUCUUCAUCAUUUUGCUUGGUUUGCUCGUGGCCAGCUUCCUUGCUACAUACAGGAUCGCCGAAGGCACAGCCACGGUAGGAAGCUUCGUCACCCUGAUCCAGUAUUGGUCAACGCUGUCCAGUCCCCUGUCUCGCCUCGCGAACUCGUACGACCGUUUAUCUUCCGACCUAAUUGAUGCCGAGCGCAUGCUACAGCUAUUCCAAACAAACAGUAGCAUUGUCGACAAAGAAACCGCAAAACCCCUCGAAAUCACCAAGGGUAGGGUCGACUUCCACGACGUGUCAUUCGCGUACGACCCGCGCAAGGCAACACUCAAAGAUAUCAACUUCACAGCAAAGCCGGGCCAGACGGUAGCACUGGUUGGUGAGACAGGCAGCGGAAAAUCGACGAUACUGAAGCUUCUGCUACGCUUCUACGAUGCCACGGCCGGGGCCAUUCGGAUUGAUGGACAAGACAUCCGUGACGUGACGCUUGACAGCCUGCGCGAGGCCAUGGGCGUGGUACCGCAAGACCCAAGCAUGUUCAACAUGUCGAUCAUGGAAAAUAUCCGCUAUGCGCGACUCGACGCGACAGAUGAGGAAGUGUACGCGGCGUGUCGGGCGGCGGCGGUGCAUGACAAAAUUCUCAGUUUUCCGGACCAGUAUCGCAGCAAGGUUGGCGAGCGGGGGGUCAAGCUGUCGGGCGGCGAGCUGCAGCGCGUGGCUAUUGCGCGGGUGCUGCUGAAGAACCCGCAGCUCGUCCUACUCGACGAGGCAACGUCGGCCGUCGAUUCCGUCACCGAAAUGCAGAUCCAAGACGCGUUUCGCAAGCUGUCCAAGGGGCGCACGACGUUUGUUGUUGCGCACCGUCUCAGCACCAUCAUGCACGCGGACUUGAUCCUCGUUCUCUCCAACGGGCACAUCAUCGAGCGCGGCACCCAGGACCAACUGCUCGCCCAAGGCGGCAAAUACGUCGACCUCUGGAACAAGCAAACGUCGCGCCGAACUGCCAAUAUGAGUGAGGAAACCGAAGACGCAGACGUUGAUGCAAAGCACGAUGUCAUAAUCAUUGAUGACCUUACAUCGUGCCCGAGACGGCUCGACGCUACAGACCUUCACAGUCUGCUCGACCACGCCGAUGGCCAAACUGACAGCAAGUCCGACGACGACUAUGAAUGCACCGACACGGAUGCCACCUCGACAUCCACGACCCACGUGCACCAAGAUGGCCAUGCGAAGCUCGAAGGACUCAGCGGUGUUACUUCUAGUCCUAGCGUUCAUGAUCCUGCCGACACAGAGACGGAUGACUCAACGGAGCGGACGAGCGAACGCAAAAUACGCCGGGUGCGAUGGGGAUCUCGUGCGCGGAGUGACGGUAUGGGAGGUGGUGGGGAGAGCGAGGCGAGUGGAGACGCGGACGGGGAGGAGGAAGAAGAGGAGGAAGAGGAGAGUGAAGACAACAGGGACGGGAACGAGGACGUGAAUAGGAGAAGAUUAUAA